Molecule: messenger RNA, 1641 nt
Organism: Panicum virgatum (switchgrass)
Lineage: Eukaryota; Viridiplantae; Streptophyta; Magnoliopsida; Poales; Poaceae
Product: RNA-binding protein 38-like
Exons: 6
Coding region: 301-1269 (322 amino acids)
Molecular function (GO): RNA binding
Source: RefSeq, a predicted model, not a curated record
CGCAAAACCCCUUGCAACCUGUCUGUCUGUCUGUCUCUCCCUCCCUCCUCCCCAACCCCAACCCACCUGAUCAUCAGAUUCCCCCUCUGCAACGAUCAUUAAGCCACCUCGAUCACAGCGAGGUUUUGUAUGGAAGCCGACUCGUCCGCCUCCAAAACCAGCCACGCGCAGAGAGCGUGCGCACGGCGGCGAGCCGCGGCGCAACCGCAGUAGUAGCCACAGCCCCUCCCGCCGCGUGCCUGCUAGCUCCCGCGCCCCGCUGCUUGCCAGACCACCGCCGAGGUAGCGCGCGCGCGCGUGAUGGCUGCCGCCGCGCCGUCUUCGUCCGCGUCAGCGUCGCCGGGCGCCGCCGGCGGGCCGCGGCCGUACCGGUCGCGGUUCGGCGACACGACGCUGACGAAGGUGUUCGUGGGCGGGCUGGCGUGGGAGACGCCCUCGGAGGGGCUCCGGCAGCACUUCGAGCGGUACGGCGACAUCCUGGAGGCCGUCGUCAUCACCGACCGCGUCACCGGCCGCUCCAAGGGCUACGGAUUCGUGACGUUCCGGGAGCCGGAGGCGGCGCGGCGCGCGGUGCAGGACCCGAACCCGACGAUCGCCGGGCGGCGCGCUAACUGCAACAUUGCCUCGCUGGGGCCGCCGCGCCCCGCCCAGCCUCGAGGGAGGGGGUCCUACGCCGCCGGGGCCCACGUGCAGCAGGGCACGCAGCCGGCGGCCCAGGGCCCGCACUUCGUCCCCAGCAGGGCGCCGGCCUCGCCGCAGAUGAUGAUGCCCCAGCACGGCGGUGGCCCUGCGAUCUACCCGCCUCAGUUCGGGUACUGGUACCCACCUGACUUUCAUUACCCACAGGCCUUUGCCAAUCCGCAAGUGCUGCAGAACUACUACCCCCAGCUGUACGGCAUGGCCUCGCCGACGGCGUCACCCUUCCACCACCACCAGUACGUCGGGUACAUGGCGCCUCAGGCUCCGACGCCGAGGGCACUGCUCCCGCCGCCACCGCCGCCGGCACAGCAGGUCGCCGUGCAGCCGUUGGUGCAUCAUCCGCCGCCGGCGCAGCAGGUGGCGGUGCAAGCGCUGCUGCAGCACCCGACGCCGCAGAUUCAGGGCUCUUUCUUUCCGGCUCCUUCGCUUCCGCACAACUUCAGGCUGCAGCUGCCGCCACCUCAAGCUUUGCCAGUAAUGCCUCCGAACACAACAGAAUCGCAGCCAGCUGAUCAGGCCGCUGCCUCUGCAGCUCGAGCGACAAACGCGAGCAGUACUCCGGGUGCCUGAUCAAGGGCUCGAGGCCAACUGAAGAUAAAUCAUCGGAUUCAACAACAAACCUUCAAAUUAACCAACUUUUUUUUUUGGGCCCAAGAAAAACAAGUCUCCAUCCACCUGCUGCGGACGAAGUUAUUAAUGGUCUGUAAGAGUAGCUCAGGAUGUUGACUCCACAAACAAACGACGGACAUUUCGGUUUCUUUCCCUCAUUGUUCCUCAUUCUUUCAUGAGUUUCGGCAAAAAUGUUCCCUCUUGGUGAAUCCGUUGUAAAGCCAAACUGGGUAUCAUAUCGACAUGUCAGGAUUUCGGUUAGGCAAGUUUCAGAUUAUUUCGCUGUUGUUGGUGCGGUCUCCAGUAUAAUAAUUUAUAAUUUUGAUCCAGGAA